AUGACAGAGAUAAUAACUGCAAUCGCUAACCCAAUUAAGUCGACCAAGGAAAGGGCCAAGAAAAUUGCUUCAAUGAAGAUGUCAAGUCAAAGCAAGGAUUCGACUGCUAACUUGAAAUUCAAAUACAGAUAUUACUGUUAUUACAUGCAGGAGCUUCCAAUUCAGUUUUCCCAGUAUGAGCAUCCAGUUGUUUUGACAGUUGAGGAAGGGGAAAAAUAUGUUGGACAUUUAGGGGGUGGGAUGAGUAAAAAUCUAUUUUUGAAGGACAAGAAACACAGGUUUUAUGUUGUUUCUGCUUUGGCCAAUACCAAAGUAGAUAUAAAAGUAUUAUCUCAGCGGCUGGGUUUAGGAAAAGGUGGUCUGAGAAUGGCGCCCGCAGAGGCUAUAGGAGAAAUACUUCAGGUGCCCUUGGGUUGCGUCACUCCGUUUGCGCUAGUGAAUGUAUCAGCACGAGAUGUUUCGCUGUUGUUGGAUCAAGGGUUCAAGACUCAGGAGCACUGCUUCUUCCAUCCGCUGUCAAAUGACAUGUCCAUAUCUCUAAACACCCGUGAUCUUGACAAGUUUCUUAAGUCAAUAGGAAGGGAUCCCUCUUAUGUUGAUUUCGAGGCCAAUCCUACAGUGGGGAAAGAUCAACCCCCUGAUCUAGUUGCACUAGUUCCAUCUGGUUCAAUAGUUUUGCUUGAUCAACCAGAAAAGCAACCUUCAUCACAAGCUCCUACAGAUGGAAACCAUGUUUCUCUGAUUACCUGA
Molecule: messenger RNA, 750 nt
Organism: Gastrolobium bilobum
Lineage: Eukaryota; Viridiplantae; Streptophyta; Magnoliopsida; Fabales; Fabaceae
Exons: 9
Coding region: 1-750 (249 amino acids)
Molecular function (GO): aminoacyl-tRNA deacylase activity
Source: RefSeq, a predicted model, not a curated record